GGUUCCGGGUUCAAUUAAGUUUGAACCUAAAAUGCCCACAUCAAAAAUUGCACUAAACGUUAAAACGCAGCCCUCUUCUUUUAGUGACGGAAAGCUAAGUUCAAAUGCCUCUUUAGAUCCGAUACCUAUCGGAUCAAAAGAUCGUAAGUGGAAAUGGCCUUCCAUGGUUGGAUUUUGGAUUGCUGAAGCCUUUUCCAUUUCCAUGUACCAAGUGGCAUCAUCAGCUAUCGUAUCCGGCUUAUCACCAGGUUUAUCGAUUUUGGCCAUAUUUGUGGGGCACAUUAUCAUCUCCAUCCCAGCUAUGCUCAAUGCUUAUGUGGGAGCACAGAGGGGUAUUAAUUUCCCUAUUUCCAUGAGAUAUACUUUUGGAGUUUAUGGAGCUUAUUUUGGUGUUUUUGUACGAGGAUGCGUGGCUCUCUUGUGGUUUGGUACACAAACUUACCAGGGUGGGCAGGCUAUGGCUUUAAUGAUCUCAGCCAUAUGGCCUUCAUUCAAGCAUUUCCCCAAUGAGUUACCAGAAUCUGCUCACGUAACAUCUUCCGAAUUGCUUUGUUUCUUUAUCUUUCUUAUUGUGCAAAUGCCAGUUUUAUUUUUGACGGUGAACCAGCUAAGGUACUUGUUUUACAUCAAGAUUGUUUUCAUGCCUAUCUUUGGUCUUGCAUUAUUUGGAUGGGCUGUCUCUCUGGCCAAUGGGUUUGGACCUCUAUUUCACCAAGGGAAUCGAAUUACUGAUGGAACUCCAGUUGGAGUUGUGUUCUUCAGGUGCGUGAUCUCAGUCAUUAGUCCGAAGGCUACUUUGGCUUUGAAUAUAGCCGAUUUUACUCGUUUUGCAACCAAACCGAAGCAGGCUUUAUGGCCCCAAUUUGUGGGUCUUGUGGUACUCGUGUCAUUGUGUGGUAUAUUGGGAAUCGUGGUGACUUCUGCAGCGUAUGAAGUAUAUGGGGUUUUGACAUGGAAUCCAUUGGAAGUACUGGUUCUAUGGGAUAACCGUGCUGCACAAUUUUUUUCUGCUUUAAUGUGGUCCUUAGCAGUAAUCGGUACCAAUAUUUCAGCUAAUUCGGUUUCUUUUGCUAAUGAUUUAUCACUUUGCUUCCCCAAAGUUAUUAAUCCAAGAAGGGGUGCUCUCAUUUGCUGCGUGUUAUCUAUAUUGACAAAUCCUUGGCAGAUUCAAAAUAGUGCUGCAAGCUUCACAAAGUUUUUGGGCGGAUAUUCAAUAUUUUUGGCACCAAUUGCUUCAAUAAUGAUAGUAGACUACUACAUUCUAAGGAAGCAAGUUAUGGAUGUUCAUGGAUUAUACAUAUUGAACGGCCCUUACUAUUUCUUUAAAGGAUUCAAUAUUCCUGCCUUUAUUGCCUUUGUAUGUGGCAUUUCCCCAAAUUUACCUGGUUUGGCUUGGUCCAUUGGCAGCAAAAACAUUCCCAUUGGAGCUGUCUACUUAUAUAGUGUAAGCUAUAUUACGGGCUUUACAGUGUCAGGGAGUAUAUACUAUUGUAUUUGCAGGUAUAUUCCUAAGUUAUGGAUGGCAGAUAUUGAGACAGUAACGGACGAGAUUGUUAGUUUUGAGUGUUCUUCGAAUUCUGAUAUUACAAGGCCAGAAAAGAAUGUGGCUAGAUUUGAUGAAAAAGACUUUGACUAACGCCUAUUUAAUGAAAAUAAUAAUAGCUAGGGACUUAUUUAAUAAAGAUUAGAAGCCAGGGUUUACGAUAGGCUGC
This is a messenger RNA of Yamadazyma tenuis ATCC 10573, 1712 nucleotides long. The record is from RefSeq and is a predicted model, not a curated record. Lineage: Eukaryota; Fungi; Ascomycota; Pichiomycetes; Serinales; Debaryomycetaceae.